Messenger RNA from Dipodomys spectabilis (banner-tailed kangaroo rat), 1752 nucleotides. It is a transcript of the gene Ciroz, whose product is annotated as chromosome unknown C1orf127 homolog. Bases 1 to 1752 code for a protein of 583 amino acids. NCBI's taxonomy places the organism in Eukaryota, Metazoa, Chordata, Mammalia, Rodentia, Heteromyidae. The record is from RefSeq and is a predicted model, not a curated record. Gene Ontology annotation, biological process: heart development. The transcript has 13 exons.
AUGAGGAUGCGGGGCUCCCAGGCCUUCAUUUGGGCCGUUUGUCUCGCCUGUGUUCAGCCAGUAGUGUGCCCCAGGAUUCCCAGCUCCAAGUCAGUCCGGGACCGGCCACGCCCUGCUCAGGGCACUCCCACAGACAGGGCCGAGUGCUUCUCUGACUACAUGACCCUGCGGAUCCCCAGGGCCCGUGUGGAGGGGCUGAGGCAGUGGCUGGCCCGGACCCUGCACCCACUAGGCACCUGGAGGUCCCCUGGAGGUCAGGGUCAUCUUCUGGCCCAGUGCGGCUACCUCCUGCGUCCCGGGCCUGAGGGUCACUUCAUUUUCCAGGCUCUGUACUCGGCCUGCUUUGUGCAAAAGGAGAACGCAAAUUACAGGUUGGAAAUCAGAAUCUUUCGCAAAGGGGUGAAGAGGUUGGAGCAGAGCGAUCGCUACAUAAUGAAGUGUCCUGUGGUCCCGCCAAGGCCUGGCCAGCAGAGCGUCCUCUGCAGGCCCUCCUUCAUUCAGGUCUCUCGGCCCCUGCCCCUGAGGACCCACAGUGGACAGGCCCCGUGGCUGUUGACCCUUCGUGGGGAGAUGGUGGUGUCUCUGGAGGAUGCGAGCCUGAUGGGGCUGCAGGUGGACCUCAAUGUCACCACCAUCACCGUUCAAAUCCCCCGGCGAGACCUUCUGCAGAGACAGGAGGUGCAGAAUGUCCCCAUGGAGCUGCUGCCGCUCUGGCUGGUGGGAGGUCACUACGCCUACUCUCUAGAGGCUGCUUGCCCACUGGUGUCACCCCAGCCAGAUUCAGAGAUCUUUGUCCACAUUCCCAAGCGGAGGCUGGGGCUGAUUAGAAGGGGGCCCCUGGUAGAAAGGGGCCUGAGCCUGAGCUUCCUCCGGGUGCACCAGUCAGACCCCGUGGCUGUGAUUGAGAGCAAGGACUUCCUGGUGGUCAGCCUCCCGGCUGCCGCGCUGCUCCGGGCUCAGCCUUGCCAGGAGUCCCAGGGAGCUCCAGGGGUGCAAGCUUCCUACAGGGUGGACCUGAGCCUGGGGUUCGCAGAGUCCCUCACCCCGGUGCUUUGGACGGUGGAGAACUUCUUCCAAUGCAUGGGUAAGGGAGUUGUCUUGGGAGGGCCCCCAUCAUCCCUGCCAGCAGCCGGACCUCCAGGAGGAAGCGGCGCCUCCACCGCAGCUGGUCUUUCCAGAACAACCCAAGAUGAGCGUGGUCCCCGGGCUCCCCUGGGGGAGUCAGGACUCCUGGGGAAUCAGUCUCCCUGGCCUCCAGCCACACUCUCCUCAGAGCCCACAGCAGCUGCCCGGGCUAAGCCCUUACAUCCAGUCUCCCAGGAUCCCACUGCCCUGACCGCACAUUUACCCUCAGAAGCCUCUUCUCCACAGCUCCCCCGGGGGUUGGACAGAUCCAAAGUGUUCCCAUCUGUUACCUUCAUGGAAGGUUCUGGAAUAAGGAGGCUGGAGCAGGACCCUGCCCAGCUACCAGGAAGCCUGGGAGCACUAUCUACAGCCCAGCCCAGCCAGGGCGUGCCAGACCAGGCUAGUGGGGACGUCCAGCCAUCAAGGGGCCAGGCUGAGCUGUCCAUUUCCCAGAUCUACACUCAGAAGAGCAGUUCUUACAGCUGGACCAGCUCUGUCAAUGAGUGGCGGAAGAUGGCCCCCGAGGACCACCCAGCUGGAGGAAGAUUCACACCUGGACUCCACACAUUGCCUUCCCCCGAGGCGCAGAGCUGCAGUGCCGACCAUGGGCAGCAGGGGGCAGCAUAA